UUUGUCUCCCUUGGGGCUUUCCUUGUUUGUCCGGUUUGAUGAAUACAUGCUAAUCCGGAAGGUAUAAUUUGGUUCUUGAAUUGCUGUUUUUUUUCAUAUUGCAUGAGCCUGUGCUGGUUCUCAAAUCCAUCAUUUUCUUCCGCUUUUUCUCGUCUUUUCUUUCGGAGCAAACAGCAAGAGGCUCUGGCUUUCCUUGAAGUGCAAGCUCUGUAAUUUCCCUAUGAAUUGUCAUCUGCGUAAAGAAUCAUCUUACCCCUUUGCGAUCACCAGAUAGAUCACCUCCUCCUCCUCUGCUCUGGGCUGAACGAGCAAUUUGAUUCCCCUGCAGAAUAAGAGAUUGCUUCUGCUGGAUUGAUUCUGAGGAUGGCAGAAGCUAGCUCGAGCAGUGGAACAAUGGCGGGGAGUGAUAUUAUAGCGAUGAAGGAGACGCUGCGGGCUCAGCAACAACUUCUGCAGAAGCUGUACGUAGAGUUGGAUGAAGAAAGAGAAGCCUCUGCAACAGCAGCGAGUGAAGCUCUUGACAUGAUUCUGCGUUUACAAGGAGAGAAAGCAGCAGUGAAGAUGGAGGCCCGACAAUAUGAGAGAAUGGCAGAGGAGAAGCUAGAACAUGCAGAGACAACUCUGGAGAUCUUCGAAGAGCUCAUGUUCCAGAAAGACAUGGAGAUUGGUUCUUUGGAGAAUCAAAUUCAGGCUUAUAAGAGAAAGCUUGUUAGCCUUGGAUGUGAUCCUAAUCUCAGUGAGUUUGAGCUUCAGGAGGAGAAUAAUAAUAACAAUCAGUCGGUUCAAGGAACUGAUGAACAUCAUCAGAACCCAGAAAAUGAAUCAGUGAGAAGGCUCCAUUCAUUGCCUCCUUUACCUGUAAAUAAGAACAACUUCAGAGCUGCUAGGAAGAGAGAAAGAUCACCAAGUCCACAUCAUCAUACAGAUAUGAUUCAAACAAUAGAGGAGGAGAAAACUGAGAAAAAACCCAUCCAACAAACCACGGAUUUUGCCAAUAACCCUGUAGAAUCUACGCAUGAAACCCUUGAUGCAUACUGGGAACAGAUUAGAAAGUUAGAUGAGAAAGUGAAAGAGAUAUCAGAUUGUAAGGAAAUAGAAGGAAUCAAAGGUCCAAACCUGAGAGGCAGGAGACACAGAUCAUGUUCAUCAUUUAGAGCAAGGAGUAAGACAAUCUCUAGCAUUAAUUCACAUCAAGUUCAUCAUGAAGUUAAUAAGCAACAAAAUAGGGAAGCAAUUACAGAUCCUUCUUGUUCGGUAAAUGUGCAUGAUGUGUUUGAAGUUCCACAACCUGGGGAUAGUGAUGGAGCCAAUAAGCAUGGGAAAAAUAGACUAGAGAGGUUGAGGACAACAGAUUCAGAUAACAGGUUAACAAAACCAGACCCAGAAGUGUUAGACGAAAAGGCUGAAGCACUUUCUAGAUAUGAUUCAGGAAAGGUAAUGAGGUUUCUAAGCAUAAACACGGAAACCAAAGCACACAGUCCAAAUGGUAGUAGUAAUAAUAAUAACAACAAGAUCACUUGUAUGUUUGGCCGGAAAAUGGAAGGAACAAGUGUGGAAUGCAAUGGGGAAGCGGAGUUUCACCUUCUUUCGAAGAGAAUCGAGAGGCUUGAGAAGGAAAGGGGGAGAGAGAGCUCAAGGCAAGAAUUACACAUGAUGGAGAUGGUGAAGAGCAGCUUAGGCUCUUGAAGGAAAUACUCAGCCAGCUCAAAUCAAUGAGGGAAGAGGUUAUAAGUUCAAAGGCAAAGAAAUCUCCACCUAAAGAUGAUGAUGGGCUUUUGGAUCCUCUUAAAGAGGCAAUGCUCUACUUCUGGAUUUGAUUCUGGUAUGUGCAUGAUUUGGUUAUAAAUAGAAGUGUGCGAUGGUAUCUGAUA
Neltuma alba is the source of this 1871-nucleotide messenger RNA. RefSeq lists its product as uncharacterized. The transcript has 3 exons. Bases 364 to 1686 code for a protein of 440 amino acids. Lineage: Eukaryota; Viridiplantae; Streptophyta; Magnoliopsida; Fabales; Fabaceae. The record is from RefSeq and is a predicted model, not a curated record.